Molecule: messenger RNA, 1308 nt
Organism: Agrilus planipennis (emerald ash borer)
Lineage: Eukaryota; Metazoa; Arthropoda; Insecta; Coleoptera; Buprestidae
Product: mpv17-like protein
Exons: 6
Coding region: 369-902 (177 amino acids)
Cellular component (GO): cytoplasm; membrane
Source: RefSeq, a predicted model, not a curated record
UUCCUUAAUUAAGACCAUUUGGAAUUAAAUUCAUUAGAUACCAUGCAAUCUUAUCUUGAAACAAACUGAUAAAUUUUGUAAACUAUUAUCUAGUACUAAGAACUUCUUCUAAAGAAUGUGCAACACAAAAAUUAUCACACACGCACAAGCUCAUAUACAAUAUGUAGAUAAAUUCGAAUGGGACAAUCAACGUAACAUUUAUGUAAAUUAAUUUGACUUGUUGGCGAAGUUUGUGUUGUGGUUUUACUGUAUUGUUAUGUUAAGAUUGAUAUAUAAUAUCAAGGUUCUUUACAUGCAGUAUCAUCUUCAUGUAAAAGCAAUAAAAAGUGUUAUUAAAGGACUGCACACAGAUCAAAUCACCCAGCAGAAUGUCCAAAGUGGGAAAACUUAUAAAACAUGUUUUUGAAAAGCACCCUAUUAUUUCGAAUUCAGUAGCGUAUGGAAUCCUUUUUGUAAGUUCCGAAAUAUCACAGCAGGUUGUUAUAAAAAAAAUUUUGACUGAAGAAAAAGAACCGCUAGAUAAGAAAACUAUCGGACGAUAUGCGGUCUACGGGACACUUCUGCAGGGGCCUUACUUAACAAUUUGGUUCAGAUAUUUGGAUUCAAAACUGAAGGGGACCGCUUAUAAAAUUGUUACGCAAAAAGUUUUACUAGACCAAUUCCUAGCUACCCCCCCACUUUACUGUCUUUUCUUUAUCGCAAUGAGUUUACUAGAAGGUAGAGAAGACUGUACCAAGGAACUAAAAGAAAAGUUUUUAACAACGUUCAAGACGAGCUGUAUGUUUUGGCUUCCGGUUCAAACGAUAAAUUUCCUCUUAGUUCCACCCUCCUUCAGGGUGAUUUACGUUGGUACUUGUUCCUUAACGUGGGUUAACAUUCUUUGUUGGAUUAAGCGACAGUAGCAGGUAGCAGUGUUACCUGUGUUACUUUAAAACUUUUUUUCCCAGCAACUAGGUCACGGUUAUCAAUUAGAAUACAGUCUGAACACUGAACCACAAAUUAAAUUAAUGAAACUUAUCUUAUGCAAUACGAAACGUAGUAAGACGUCAAUUUUUAUAAUUUUACUAUGGUUUAUUUACGUAUAAUUUUGUUUUUGUAAUAUAUAUUUAAAAAAGAAUGUAGAAACAAUAAUAAAGCAAUAUUUCUACUAAAUGGGGACAGAGGAGAGGGUCAGUAUAAUACAGUACAUGACAAUACAGUAUGUAACUAGUUUUACCUUAAUUAAUAUUGUCUAACGAUAGGAAUAUAAUCAAUUCGAGAACAAUUAAAUUCUAAUAGUGCACAAUCAAUAAAUAAAUUAUAGAUUUU